This is a messenger RNA of Glycine soja, 1683 nucleotides long. Its product is annotated as serine/threonine-protein kinase AGC1-7-like. The record is from RefSeq and is a predicted model, not a curated record. Gene Ontology annotation, cellular component: cytoplasm; nucleus; plasma membrane. Gene Ontology annotation, biological process: protein phosphorylation. The transcript has 2 exons. The coding region runs from base 1 to 1683 and encodes 560 amino acids. Gene Ontology annotation, molecular function: protein serine/threonine kinase activity; ATP binding. NCBI's taxonomy places the organism in Eukaryota, Viridiplantae, Streptophyta, Magnoliopsida, Fabales, Fabaceae.
AUGAAUUAUAGUUCAAAAAAGGCUCUCAAUAAAGAUCAAGUUUAUGCAAAUUCAUCAAAUAAUUUAGAAAAUCAUGUCAAAAAGGUAAAGCAAGAUACAAAUGAUGUCUCCACAAUUGAUAAUACAACUAGUGGAGCAGGAGACAUAGACCAAGUUCUUAAAAAUAAUGCAAAAGUGACAAGUAAACCAACAUCUAAACCUUACAAAGUAGAAAAUUCUCUACACAUUUCUGAUUUUUCCACUACUCAACACCCAAGUCGAAGUGCAAGAAUGCCUUCAAAUUCUAACCCUUCAACCACAUCAUCAAGAGUAGUAGCAGAAACUACAAGAGAAUUUUCUAUAAUUACAAAAAGCACCAAUCAAGGUCAGAGAAGUGGUGUUAGUUCUCGUAAUGAUAGUUUAGAGAGCACUAGUGGUGCACAUAUUAAGCCACAUACAGGAGGUGAUGUGAGGUGGGAUGCAAUUAACAUGGUUUCUAGAGGUAAUGGUCUUAAUCUUAGUCAUUUCAAGCUUCUACAGCGUGUUGGUUAUGGAGAUAUUGGUAGUGUGUACCUUGUGGAACUUAAAGGAAGUAAGGCAUUCUUUGCCAUGAAAGUAAUGGAUAAAGCAUCACUUGCAAGUAAAAAAAAGCUUUUAAGAUCACAAACAGAAAGAGAGAUUCUUGGACUUCUUGACCAUCCAUUUUUACCAACUUUAUAUUCUUAUUUUGAGACUGAUAAAUACUAUUGUUUGGUCAUGGAAUUUUGUAAUAGUGGCAGUCUACAUUCUCUUCGAUUAAAGCAACCCAACAAGCAUUUCACUGAAGAAGCUACACGGUUUUAUUGUUCAGAGAUUUUGUUAGCUUUAGAAUACUUGCACAUGCUAGGCAUUGUGUAUAGAGACUUAAAACCAGAGAAUGUUCUAGUUCGAGAUGAAGGUCACAUAAUGUUAUCAGAUUUUGACUUAUCCCUUCGUUGCUCUGUUAAUCCUACACUUGUGAAGUCAUCAUCUGCACAUGAAAGUAAUAAUGGUCCAUCUGGGAGCAUUUUGGAUGAUGAGCAAGUAAUACAUGGUUGCAUACAACCUUCAAGUUUCUUUCCACGCAUUUUACCUUCAAAAAAGAAUAGAAAGUUAAAGUCUGAUUUUGGCCUCAUGGUUGGAGGAUGCCUGCCAGAACUAAUGGCAGAGCCUACAAAUGUGAGGUCAAUGUCCUUUGUAGGAACACAUGAGUAUCUUGCACCUGAGAUUAUUCGUGGCGAAGGACAUGGUAGUGCAGUGGAUUGGUGGACAUUUGGAAUAUUCUUGUAUGAACUUUUGCAUGGGAUAACACCCUUUAAAGGUGAAGGAAAUAAAGCCACACUCUUUAAUGUUGUAGGUCAGCCCUUAAGGUUCCCAAAAAAACCUCAUGUUAGUAAUGUUGCAAGAGACCUUAUAAAAGGAUUGUUGGUGAAAGAGCCCCAGAAACGAUUUGCUUAUAAGAGAGGUGCCACAGAAAUAAAACAACACCCUUUUUUUAACGGAGUAAAUUGGGCUCUAGUUAGAAGUGCUACACCUCCUAUUAUACCAAAGCCUUUAGAUUUUUCUAAGUAUGCUAACAAAUCAAACAUUCCCCCAAUAGACAAGAAGAUUGCAGAUAUUGUUGCAAGCGAUAAAAGUAGGCAUACACAACCUAAUUCUUCUUAUGAAGAUUUUGAGUAUUUUUAG